CUUCAUCUUUUCCAUUUUGCCGUGUCUCUUUUAUUUGUGGAACACCAUUCUGCCAUUUUAUUUAUCUUUCAUUUUUUGCUUCAAAAUUCAUCUUAAUCGUGCAUAUUACUAAAUCCAUCAUUAAGAAAUAAAUAUAACAAACCCUGCAAUCCCCUUUAAGAUGAUAAAGCUACUACCACUACUGGCAUUCAUUGCUGUGAUAGCGGCAGUACUCUCCGAUGACAUGCGGGACUUGUACAGAAAGACCCAGGCCCAAUACGGUUUGCCGGUCGUCUCAUCCUCUCAGGAAGACUCAAAGCAACAUUUCGCUGAGUUUUGUGAGUUUGUUCGAGGAGUAGAGAAACACAACAACGAGGAUCCGGAUGGUUUUGUAGCUGAGGUAAACAUGUUUGCACUCAUGUCUAGAACAGAGAGAUACGAUAAGUGGACAGGUCUGAACGCGUCAGAUAUCAUAGAACAGCAGAGAAAAUCUCUGAGUGUUGUUCGUGAGCCCGUGCAGAUCGACUAUGACUUUGAGAAGCGUCAACUUCAAGCAGCUGUUGAUUACACCAGCAAGUUGCCUGGAAUUAAGCAGCAAGGGGGUUGUGGGAGCUGUUGGGCUUUUGGAGCUGUUGCAGCGCUGGAGUACCAAGUCAACAAGGAGAGUAAAACCGUCAAGUCUCUGUCAGAGCAGCAGUAUCUGGACUGUGUGUACGAGGGUACUCGUGAUGGAUGUAAGGGCGGGUGGCCGUCUAAAUGUUACGAUUGGACCAAAAAGAACGGCAACAUGAUCGCUUUAAACGGAGACUAUCCUUAUGUAGCCUCAGAUGGAACUUGCCGUGGUUCUGCCCAGGGUAUUAAGACAGGAAUCCAGGGGUAUACAGUCACUGGGACUAAAUAUCUCGCUCAAGGAGAUGAUGCCAUGAAAGCAGCUGUUUCUGAUGCGAGUAUUGGGGUCAUUUCCGUCGCUUUUGGAGUUAUUGAUAGCUUUUUCUCUUACAAGAGCGGUGUUUACUCGGGAGGGAGUGGAUGCACAUCAAUCAACCAUGCUAUGGACGUUGUAGGUUACGGUACAGACUCCGGUAAGGACUACUGGAAAGUCAGGAACAGUUGGGGGCCUGGAUGGGGACUUGGGGGAUACAUCAUGAUAAAGAGAGGAGGUAACACCUGCUCAAUCUCCAAAUACGGCCACUAUCCCCUUGUCACCGGUUCUGAUGGAGAUGGUGGAGAUGGUGGUGACGAUGGUGACGAUGGUGAGGAUGACAAAAAGACAUGUAAAUGGGUAACAAAAGAAGACCAGAAGAUGAAGCAAAGGAUCCAGGGAGAUAUCUUGAAGAAAGCUGAUGCCCAAAAAGCUUGUGAGGGAUUGAAAGAAUGCAAUGCUGUUACCUGCAAGAAUAACAACAAUUGUUGGUUAAAUAAGAUACCUAAAGGAAAGACAGACACGAGGUUUACUAGUUACGUCCUAAAAUGUAAAACGAAAGCUACCUAG
Molecule: messenger RNA, 1471 nt
Organism: Bolinopsis microptera
Lineage: Eukaryota; Metazoa; Ctenophora; Tentaculata; Lobata; Bolinopsidae
Exons: 1
Coding region: 161-1471 (436 amino acids)
Cellular component (GO): lysosome
Molecular function (GO): cysteine-type endopeptidase activity
Source: RefSeq, a predicted model, not a curated record